Larimichthys crocea (large yellow croaker) is the source of this 3889-nucleotide messenger RNA. RefSeq names its product glutamine--fructose-6-phosphate transaminase 1 (gene gfpt1). The coding region runs from base 150 to 2198 and encodes 682 amino acids. The record is from RefSeq and is a predicted model, not a curated record. NCBI's taxonomy places the organism in Eukaryota, Metazoa, Chordata, Actinopteri, Sciaenidae. The transcript is spliced from 19 exons. Gene Ontology annotation, molecular function: carbohydrate derivative binding; L-glutamine:D-fructose-6-phosphate transaminase (isomerizing) activity. Gene Ontology annotation, biological process: fructose 6-phosphate metabolic process; UDP-N-acetylglucosamine metabolic process; carbohydrate derivative biosynthetic process.
GAUUGACAGACGGCUCGACCAAUCAGAGCGCAGCGUGGAAGAAGGCGGUUGGCUCCGACUCAGUGGGUACACGGAGGGGGGCGAAGCUUUUACUGACAGGCGUACCCAGCUACAGGAGAGUAGCUGCAUCUGGCAACCGAACUGCAGACAUGUGUGGAAUCUUCGCCUAUCUUAACUACCAUGUGCCAAGGACUCGGCGUGAGAUCCUUGAGAUCCUCCUCAAAGGCCUUCAGCGUCUGGAGUACCGAGGCUACGACUCAGCCGGUGUUGGAAUUGAUGGCGGCAACGGCAAGGACUGGGAGUCAAAUGCCAAGUCUAUCACCCUGAUCAAGCAGCGGGGGAAAGUGAAGGUCCUUGAUGAGGAGAUCCACAAACAGCAGGAUAUUGACCUUGAUGUGGAGUUUGACGUUCACGUCGGCAUCGCCCACACCCGCUGGGCCACCCACGGUGUGCCAAGCCCGGUUAACAGCCAUCCACACAGAUCUGACAAGACAAAUGAGUUCAUUGUCAUUCACAAUGGAAUCAUCACCAACUACAAAGACCUGAGGAAAUUCUUGGAGAGCAAAGGCUACGAGUUCGAGUCGGAGACCGACACAGAGUCCAUCGCCAAGCUGGUGAAGUACAUGUACGACAACAGGGAGAGUGACGACAUCAGCUUUGCUACGCUGGUGGAACGGGUGACCCAGCAGCUGGAGGGAGCUUUUGCCCUCGUCUUCAAGAGUGUCCACUACCCCGGACAGGCAGUUGGCACAAGGAGGGGAAGUCCUCUGCUGAUGGGAGUGAGGAGUGAUCACCAGCUGUCCUCAGAUCAUAUUCCUGUGCUCUACCGCUCCUCUGCUAAAGACAAGAAAAGCUGCACCGCUCUGCCCAGGACAGACCAGGACACCUGCCUGUUCCCUGUGGAUGAGAAAGGUGUGGAGUAUUAUUUUGCCUCAGAUGCAAGCGCAGUGAUCGAGCACACGAACCGCGUUAUCUUCCUGGAGGACGACGAUGUGGCUGCCGUGAUGGAUGGCCGUCUGUCCAUCCACAGGAUAAAGCGCACGGCCGGAGACUAUCCAGCCCGCGCCAUCCAGACCCUGCAGAUGGAGCUCCAGCAAAUCAUGAAGGGCAACUACAGCUCCUUCAUGCAGAAGGAGAUCUUUGAACAGCCAGAAUCUGUGGUCAACACCAUGAGAGGGAGAAUCAACUUCGACAACAACACAGUGAUCCUGGGUGGACUGAAGGACCACAUCAAAGAGAUCCAGAGGUGUCGGCGACUUAUCCUUAUUGCCUGCGGCACCAGCUACCAUGCCGGAGUGGCGACCCGCCAGGUUCUCGAGGAGCUGACCGAGCUACCGGUCAUGGUGGAGCUGGCCAGCGACUUCCUAGACAGGAACACUCCCGUCUUCCGAGACGACGUCUGCUUCUUUAUCAGCCAGUCAGGGGAGACUGCUGACAGCCUCAUGGCUCUGCGCUACUGUAAGGAGAGAGGAGCGCUGACUGUGGGCAUCACCAACACAGUGGGCAGCUCCAUCUCCAGGGAGACCGACUGCGGAGUCCACAUCAACGCUGGGCCUGAGAUCGGAGUGGCCAGCACCAAGGCCUACACCAGCCAGUUUGUGGCCCUCAUCAUGUUUGCGCUCCUCAUGUGCGAUGACAGGAUUUCCAUGCAGCCCAGACGUCGUGAGAUAAUCCAGGGCCUGAGAAUCCUUCCAGAUCUGAUCAAGGAGGUCCUCAGUCUGGAUGAUGAGAUCCAGAAGCUGGCGACAGAGCUGUACCAGCAGAAGAGUGUACUGAUUAUGGGCAGAGGCUACCACUAUGCUACCUGCCUGGAAGGAGCACUGAAAAUCAAGGAAAUCACGUACAUGCAUUCAGAGGGCAUCCUGGCCGGAGAGCUGAAGCACGGCCCGCUGGCCCUGGUGGAUAAACUCAUGCCGGUCAUCAUGAUCAUCAUGAGAGACCACACCUACGUCAAAUGUCAGAACGCCCUGCAGCAAGUUGUAGCUCGCCAGGGUCGCCCCAUCGUGAUCUGCGACAAAGACGACUACGAGACCGUCAAGAACUCCAGCCGCACCAUCAAAGUGCCUCACUGCGUGGACUGCCUGCAGGGCGUCCUGAGCGUCAUCCCGCUGCAGCUGCUGUCCUUCCACCUGGCCGUUCUCCGAGGUUACGACGUGGACUGUCCAAGAAACCUGGCCAAGUCUGUGACGGUAGAGUGAACCACACCAUCCAUCACCUAACAAAAGCCUGGCAGACACAUUCAAACAGACGGCGAGGAGAGGAGAGCGUCUGCACGCAGAAACCCGAGAGAAGAAAAUGUCCCGUUUGUGUGUCGUGUCACGGAUUUCUUUUUAACGCAAUCUUUUACUCAACAGUCGUGUACCUAACUGUUGCAUAUUAUCUGUAUUCUCACUGUCUGUUUUCUCAGAAACCUUUAGCAUCGUCGUAUUAUUGUUAGAGUUGUUCUGUCUGUGGUGACGAGGUCUGGGCUGGCACUGACUAACAUGAUCUUCAUUAAUCUGUGAAGCCGUAGCAACUGACAGGGACUGUUUGGGUUGAUUCAUAUUCAUGCUCCAUGUAUAUUUUGCUGAUUAGUCUCACUGGGAGAGUUUCUGGGAGCUGAUGUUAAAGCUGUUGACUGACAGAAGUUUUUAGGAUUUAAAGACCUCACUGGCUUUUUUUUUUUUUGUCUUUAGUGCAAUGAUUUGUAAUUGAGUUGGGUUAUUUUUCUUUGGCAGCUAAUCAUCUGAAGUGUCUUCAAUCCACAGUUGAAGUAAACGACAGUCUUAAAUCAUUCCAAGCCGUCAGGUCACUGCUUCGUAAUUGCAGCUGCAGUUUGCCAGUUUGACUCAGUUUCUCUCUUGGACUUUUCUUCUGAAGGCAACACGAGUUCAGCAUCAGAAGUUAAAUCACAGAAAAGCUUGUGAACACACUACUGUACAAUCUUCUUGGGGAGGCUGCUCGUUUUUUUUGUUUUUCUGACAUUUUCGUGUAUGUGAGACCUUAUUUCUGAUUUCAGGUCUCAAGUUUACAUUUAAACCACAAAGUGAAGCGGUUUAAAGUGAGAUGAAGUUACUAACCUGAAGUAGAAGUUGCACCCAGUGUCCAGCCCACGCCCUGCCACCAUGACUGCUGCAAUGUCGGGACCAUUUAAAAGCAAAACUCCUUUCUCUCUUUUGUUACAUUUUCUUUAAAAAAAAAAAAGUGGUUUUAUAUUAUUGAAGUUACUCUUUGAUUUAAAAUGUGAAUGUUACUGUCAUUUAAAAUGUCAAACCAAAAAAAAAAGAAAUCUCUACAGUGGCUUUGGCGGUUGUAAACCAAAACAUCUAUAUUUUAUAUGUUCAUCCUGUAUUGUUUUUGUAGCCAAACAUGUACUGAUGCUGGUAGAUUGUGUGCUGUGAAGAUGCAUCGAGGUCUGGAAAAGAGAGGGGGGGGAGGCGCACACGCAGCUCGAUGGCAGUGUGUCAGACUUUAGAUGUUUAUUUAGAUAGAAAGUCAGAGGUCAGCUGUGUGUGUGUGUGUGUGUACCUGAAUAUCUGUUUCAGAAGGAAAGAGUGAUGUUGUACACAGUUGUGUAUCGAAGAAAUCUGAGCUACUUGUUUUUUCCUUUUCAAUCUUGCUUUUGCAAUCAAGCCUUAAUUCUUUUGGCGUUUAUUUUCCCCAAGACACUGAGCUGCUCCUGAGCCAGUGCACGAGUUUGAAAACUGGACAGCGUUGUUACAGGUACUUUUGUAACCCCCCCCCCUCACAUGCAUUAGCUGAUUUUAAGUUUCUUGACUGGAGGCGCUGACAAAAAGGAAGCUGCACUGAAUCUUAGCAACAUCUGUUGGAAAAGUCACUGAGGGACUGGGCGGGCGGGGGCACUAUUUAUUAGUGGAACUGAUGCAAUAAAGUGUCAAGUACUUCCUUU